AUGUCAUCUCGUACGAAACUCCCGACAAACGCACGUCCAGGCACGUCACCCUACUUGGGCUCAGCAGCGUGUCGACUAAAGUACGCCCGCCAAGCAGAGGUUACAACCAGACCGUAUUCGCCUCUAGGUAUGCGCCAUACGUCAGGAGCCCUCAUCCGCUCAGGGUCGCGCCAGUCACUUGGCGGCUCUAACCGGCCCUCCAGCGCUGCAUCGACAGUCUCGCCUCCCAGCCCUGUAGUAUCGGCAGCGGACGCGCUUCCGGGUGCCUCGCUGCGACCCUCGUCGAGAGCAUCGGUUGCCUCGACCAAGGGCUCCGAGUCGGGGCGUCCUGCCAGCGCCCUACGGCCUAAGCACAGUCGCAGCUCGUCGGCAGGAUCGCCGCUUGUAGACGGUAAAUCCAACACCCAGCGGGCAGUGGCCCAGGCCAGCGAGCUGGACAUUCCCAGCAACCCCAGCGGCGCUGUCAGUGCUGUGCCACCAGCACGCGGCGACAAUGUUAUGCCCACCAUACCCACAAUGCCGACGAUGUAUCCUGAUGACGACUUGCCCUUGUCUCCGACCGGAGCCCUGGCUAUCCGCUCGCGCACCCGCUCUGUUCGGACAUCGGGCAAAUUGAACUCCCAUCCCCGUGAGGGCCUCAAUUCCAAUGGCGGAGCAGCUGCGCGUGAGUCGCGUCGUGGGUCUUCGCAAACGAGCCACAUCCACCGGCACGCUGGAAAUGAGUCUCCAACGCUGUCGAUAAGGACCGCCUCCAGAAAGGGUGGCAUGAUGGCUGCACACCCAAACCACAUUGACGAGAACGAACAGGUCGUUAUUAUCGACGAGCAUGUGCUUUUGGAUGCCGUGACUAGCACCAUGCGCGUUGAUGAGGCGAAUAUGAUGGGGCAGAGGGACACAGAGAUGAACCGCCUCAAGGGUCAGAACCGCCUGCUGCGGCGCCUGGGCUCGCAGCCUGAUCCUGAGCAGGGAGACAGCCCGAAGCAGCCGGGUUUUGAAAAUAUAUUUGGGGCAACUUCGCCAAAGGUUAGACAGAAGGCUUUGGAGCGCAUGAUCGAGAUGGACAAGGCAGCGUUGGACAAGUUUGACGAGUUCAACAGGGCUUACGAUGAGUGUGCACCCUCUUUGAGGACCAACCGCGUGCAGUUUGCAGGUGAGCGGCCGUUAAGCCCGCCGCCAGCAGCGCGGCAGUGGGCAGGCGGAGUGUCGACGCCGAUGCGCUUGCAGGCUGACGGCGGCGACCAUGAGCCUCGGUUGCCCAAUUUCAGCUCGGCAGACGCGCGACGCCUAGGCGAAGAGCUCAUGAGCACGCCAGGUAGGCGCAAGCCGCAGCGCACGAUGCGCACCAACAGCAUGCGGCGACCAGCUAGACCACGCGUCAACAAGCCGAUUUUUUCUGGAGGCAGCGACGAGAGCGAUGAUACACCCGACAGCGAGGAUUUCGAUGAUGAUGACGACGACCACCGCGACCUGCGCAUGUGUUUGAUGACCGCUUCCAAAUUUGGCACAUUCCUCGUGCAGUAUAUCACGCGGCAAUGCCUCGACUACAACACGCUGUGCGAGGAGAACAAGGUCAUUAUGAAGCGCUUCGAGGAUCUCGAAAAACUCACUGUGGGGCUUGACAGGUCGAACAGGAAGGCUGAGGAGGCGCGCGACGAGCAAGCUGCAAAGCUGUAUGAGAUGAGCACGGAGAACCAGACGCUCAAGGAGACGAUCUCGGCCGAGGAGCGCAAUACGCGGAGACUGGUCUACGAGAACGAGAAGCUCAAGAAGGACCUGGUGGCGUCCAACGAGCGCAUUAUGAAGCUUGAUGCCGAGGCUGAGCGACUCAACUUGGACAUGGCCAAGGCGCGCCAGCGCUACGACCAGGACAUCUCCGACCUGCGCCGCAAUACCAAAAAGCUAGUUGAGGACAAGACCAUGUUGGCCGAUAAGAACAACGACCUGCGCACCGAGCUCAUGGGCAAGCUGAAGCGUGUCGGACUCAAGGCAGAUGUCGACGAGUACUUGGCCGGGCGCUCUCAGGAAAAUGCCGACGCUGCCGCCGCCGCCUCCGGGCCUGCCGACGAGCUCACUUCUGAAUUCGGCCCCGCAAGUGGCCAGAUCAAUGCCGUCAAGGCUACCGACGACAACAAAAAGCUGAAGGAGGCGAUGCAGUUCUUCCACAGAAAGCUCGACAAGGCCAAGCGCAAACUCUAUUCAGAGAAGGUCGCCCGUACUGAAACCGAGCGCAUUCUGCGCAUCCAACAGGAGGAGACCCACCGCUACCAGCAGAUGUACGGCGUCCUUCCGGAUGAUGCUUCGGCAGAGGGUAUGGAGACGAUGGGGGACUUUAUGCCCACAUCGGCAGGUGGCGACAACAACUCGCUGCGCAUCCGGACGAGGGCGAGGACGAUGUCGAUAGUCACAACCGAUCUGGGCAACGCCGCCAACGAUUCAGACAUCAACAGCGACGACGGCCUGUUUGUCAUGUCUGGCGAUGCUAUGUCUCCGGUUGGCAACACAGCCGACUUGAUAACCAGCCCCGACAUGCUGGCCAGCCCGGGCAGCACCGCCUGUCGCGCCAAUGGUGAGGACGCAGAUGAGCUCGCCAUCCGCCGCUUUGAGCAGCGCAAGCAGCAGCAGCAGCGCGUCGCCGCUGCACAGGUUACACCGCGCGGCCGGAGAGCGGCUGGAGCCAAGGCGCCGCCACCCAUUUCUACUCGGCGCACCAAGAACAGCCUGCUGUCUCUUGACAUCAACAACGCGGGCGAGUCUCUGGGAGACAUCCUGGGCGCGAGCGGCCAGUGGGGCGACCCAUUGUCAUCGCGAGGCAAGUCCAGCAUGCGCGGGCCACUAUCUGCGCGGUCGAUCGAGGCGCCUGGCUCUUUUACAGCAGACCUCUCUGGCAGAUUUGACGAUACCGCCUCGAUCCGGUCGAUCGACUCUGGCACCACGACCAAGCACCAGCGCACUCGUAGCACUCGCAGCAUCCGCGCAAUGCCGUCGCCAUUUGGCGAUGCUCUUGCCGGAAUCCACGGUUUUGGAAUCAGCUACGACGCAUCGGUGUCGCUGGCCGAGCAGCUGGCGCUGGUGACCCCCAAGAUGAAGUCCCGUACGGCUACCGUUGUCUUUGAUCGGCCGGCAAUGGUGGACGUAUCCACUAGCACUGAUGCCUUGCCCGAGUUUGUCGGCGUUGGAGUCCAGGCGUCGCUUUCACCUCCGUCAGCCGAUGCGGCAGUGGCGACGGCUAGUGCUGAGCCCAAUGUCACGGUGUCCAUGGGCGUCCAGGCAGUUGCAUCGCUUUCUGAUGGCCAGUGCUCGACCGAUCACAGCAUUGGUACGCAGAGCAACGGCAUGUAUGCAUCGCCGAUGCUAUCAUCGGCCGGCGUGGGCACUGACAUUUCGUCGUUUGUAGUGGGCCACCGGGGCGUUGACAGCGUGCCACUGGUCAGCAACAGCGGAGUGCAGGUGGCGGCGGAUACCACGAGUGCUCACACGGAGACAGACCCGCGUGUGGGUGUGACUGACGCGUCGACAUCGCUUGACACUACGUACCGUAGUCAAGGUUGCCAUGCACAGGCCGAACUGGCUAGCCAGGGUAUGGUUACAGACCGGAUGCUCGGCAUGCGGCACCAGGGAAUUUCAGCAACAGCAGGUACGAGCAGUGUCGGCGUGUCGGCUGGAGCUGGAUUGGUGCGGGAUUUGGCUGUGGCUACUGUUGGGCCGGCACUCGUCGAGCGCGGCUCGGCCACGGUGGGCCCGAGCACCACAGACUGCAGCGCUGUGACUUUGUCGUUGGAUACUUGCGACACGCAGGUGUGCACCGAUGACAGCUUGCUUGUCAGCUGGCUUGCGCCACUGAUCCCGGCUGGCGUCGGCAUGGCAGCAGUGCUGGCUGCACUGCAUGGUCGCGGGGAGUCUAUAUACGAGCAGUUCAGGGCGCAAGUUGCCGAUACCGCGCGCUCGGAGGCGUUUGUAGAGCAUGAGCGCCUGGCUGCGCUGGCUGCUGAGCAAGCCGCUGAGAAAGCGACUGCGCAGCAGGCGGUCCAGGUUGAGCCCAAACAGGCGUUUAAAUAUGUGCAGGCCGGAUCGCUGUCUGUGGCCAGCGUCGGUAUCGAUGCUUGUUUGGGCCUGGCGCUGGUUGAUGUGGGCGUCGGCACUGAAACGCAUCCAGUCUCUCGCUGGGUCGAGCCCUUUGACCCGGUGGCCAAGGAGACUAGGGGCGUUGCAGCGAUUGCGUUCGUGUCUGAGCGCGCCACAUCGCACGAGGUUGUGUAUGCCAGCGCCUCUGUUGGCCCGUCCUGCACAUUUGGCCAUGCGGUUGUUGACGCUACAGUUGAUCUUAGCGACCGUGCUACAGCGAUGGACGUCACUUGGAGCGACGCUGCAGCGGGGCCAAUGCCUGAAUACGGCGAGCAGGCGGUCGACGCCAGCUCUGGCAGGGCGGUCUCUGCGGGCGUUAGCACAGCCGUCGAGGUGACUGAGAGGGCGAUAAGCAAUGCCCCUGAUAGCAGCUCGCGCUAUACUGAGACCGAGGUUGCGGUUGGCCGCGGCGUGGGCACUGAGCCUGUUGUCGCAGUUGGCCGCGGCGUGGGCACUGAGCCUGUUGUCGUCGAUAUAUUUGACAAGUCCGAGGGUCCAGCUCAGUACACAUCUCACCGGAGCACUGGAUCAUUCACCGGGGCAGUCAGCCGUGGAGUGGGGACCGAGCCUUCUGCUGUCGACGUGUCUGACAAGUCUGAGGGCCCAGUUCGGGAAACGGCUCACCGGAGCACCAGCCCGGAGCUCGAUGUCGCUGAUGGUGUAUCCACCGCUGCUGCUAUCGCCGCCGGUGCCGCUGCUGUUGCCCUUGUCUCCACUCUUGGCAAUGGUGCCGCUGUUUUCAAGGUGGCCACUCCCAUGCUGGACGUGGCUACCAGCACAGCACUGGGCAUAUCUUCGGGUGUCGCAGUUUGCAGCAUCCACUCUGUCGCAGAAGUGGGAACGAUUACAGAGACGAUGAUCCUAGAAGCAGAGCCAGGUUCUGAAACAGAAGCCGCAUCGCGGACGGUUCUAGAGACAGAAAUCAUGCCCGAGGUGCAGGCACAGGCCGAGGCUGCCUUUGCGCCGGCUGUGGCUGCUACUCCUCCAGCGACCAGGCCGCCGAUUCCGGCCUUCCCGCCUCCACUCGCGCCUGGAUUUUCGCGGCGCUCAGUGGAGAAAGCCAACUCAGCCACCGACAUCAAUCUCCAGUUUUUGCGCAAGCUCGAUAUUGCUGAUGUGCCGAUGCAUGCCGGGCCGAAGGUCGCCGAACGAGAGUCCGAUGGCGAGGACUACGGCUAUAUCAUGGUUUCACCCCGCACCAAUGUGCAAUAUUCGGCCACGCCAGAUCUUUUGACUUCACAAAAGAGCAAGUUCGGCACGUCGUCGUCGUCGAUCCGCAGUAAGUUCAACCCGCUAGCUAGAUUUGGCCGCACCGCGCCGUCACAGGACAGUGCGAGCCUGGCUCCUAGUGCUCGAGAGCUUGGCUGCGACCAGGGCGAUGAAGAGGCAGAUGUCACCGACAAGAACGAGCAACUUUCUGGCGCGUCUAGCGGUGAAGAGGAGGACGUAGAGGAGGACGAGGAGAGCGAGGACGAGGGCUUCUCGGCGCUGAAGGCGCACACCUUUGGCAACUCUCGGGCACCAUCUGUCUUGGGCGCGCUGCCGGCGGCAGUCAAGCGCCACACGAUGAACAUUGGCGUUGAUGCCGCUGAGUCCCAGAUGCGGUCGCAUAUUGUGCGGCAGCCAGAGCCACUGAUUGUGCAGUCGAUUGCGCGCACCAUGGUCGGCACGUUCUUGUGGAAGUACACCACAACGCACUUCCCGCACGGAAACAACGGCCGCGAGCGCCGCCACAUGCGCUACUUCUGGAUUCACCCGUAUGCCAAGAUGCUGAACUGGAGUAAGCAGCCUCCCUCAGGCGGCACCAGCAUGUCGCGCAACAAUCGCGAGAGCGGCAGCCGCAGCGCGUACAUGCGGUCCAUUCGCAUCAUCGAGGAGAAUGGCCAGCACCAGGGCUUUGACGAUGCGGGCACCAGCUCGGAGCCGUCUUACUGCAUUGUCAUCAGGACAGACCAUCGCGAGAUCAAGAUCAAGGCCACCACGCAGGCAGACCACGACCUGUGGUACUUGGCCAUGUCGUACCUUCAACUGUCUGGGCACCCGACUGACUACACCAGCGACCAAAGCAUGCGGAGCCGGGCCACGUCAGAUGCCAGCAUUGAAAAUACCCAGCGGAUCAUCCUUAACGCCGACCGCCGCCACCGCACUGACGAGCGCAGCCGCAGCACCAGCAGACCCCGCCGGCCGAUUGCCGGCCAUCUGCUCGGUGGCACUGGCCAGCUGCCCACCCCCUCUCAGCUCCUCCAGCACCCAAGCGUUUCGCACAGCCUGGCCAGCCAUGGCGGCACCUACUCGCAGGCAAACAACGCAAGCCAUGCGACCCAAGCCAGCUACAUCAGCGCCGGCGGCAGGACCGUGCCUCCUCCCAUGGCGGGGCUUAUGCGGCCCCAGCACCGCAACAGCGCGUUCGAUGUUAUGCCCAACCGCGUGCAGUCACUGCAAUCGACGCCUCAGUCGCUGCGGCCUGUGAGCGUAGCGCCCGGCGCCAUGCCCGUGAUGAGCGACAGCGGGCAUGGCCAUGGCCACGGCAAGCGACUGUCCAUGGGGAUGUUCAGGCGGGCGGCCGGCGGCAGCAACACGUCCUUGUUCAGGCAAGGGUCGUACAUGAGCGAGGACUCUUCUGCCAUCGUCGCAGCAGCAUCCGCAAUCGAUCGCUGCGGCCAUAAGAACCGCAAGCACUCGUCGUCGAUGGCUACAAACUCGGCGGUUUCAGCAGUGUCGUCGGGCAGCAGCAACUCUGUCCGCAAGAUGUUCAGUGGGUCUUUCCUGCGCGCCUUGCGCAGCCGUGAGUCGGUCAACGAUCCCAACAUCUGA
This is a messenger RNA of Kickxella alabastrina, 6936 nucleotides long. RefSeq lists its product as uncharacterized. The coding region runs from base 1 to 6936 and encodes 2311 amino acids. The transcript has 7 exons. Lineage: Eukaryota; Fungi; Kickxellomycota; Kickxellomycetes; Kickxellales; Kickxellaceae. Gene Ontology annotation, biological process: dynein-driven meiotic oscillatory nuclear movement; maintenance of protein location in cell cortex; establishment of mitochondrion localization. Gene Ontology annotation, molecular function: tubulin binding; phospholipid binding. Gene Ontology annotation, cellular component: cell cortex; mitochondrion. The record is from RefSeq and is a predicted model, not a curated record.